UUAAUUAUUGGUCUUAUGCUGCUUGUUUUUAUUUUUUCAGGUGGCAGAGUUUCGAAUCUUUCUUCUUCUCGUAUGAGAACAUUUUUGGAGCAGAAAAGGGGUGACAAAGGCGGUUCCAGUAGGACUUUUAUAACUGAAGCUGCUCAAUCUAGUUCUCAGGGUGUGAAACAAAAAAAGGGCUGAGUCUGAUAAGUCCUUGGAGGUGGUAUCUGCUGAGGCUGCUCAAGGAGCUAUUAUUCAGCAUGAAAGGCCGAAACAGAUUCGGCUGCAUGGCUUUGCCCGUGGUUCAAACUCGAGAUUUGUAUGGAGUGACUAGUUUCCUAUUUUUGAGCUGGUUGACAAGGUUGGUCAGUUUCCUGGUGACGUUGACUUGCUUAAUGGUGCUGGUAUGGAAGCUGUUGGUCAAUAUAUGCAGGUAAUUGCUGCUAGGAUGUUGUGUAUAGGUCAUACUACUGAGUUGUUGGGUGCCGGUGAGAAGGAGUACAUGGACAAGAUUGCUUUGUUGGAGAAGACUGCUGCUGAAAAAGAAAAAGAGCUUUCUAAGAGGGACGGUGUUAUCGCCGAGAAAAUGAAGAAAGCAAAGGACCAGGAGGAGGAAAUAGAGACCCUUCGUGAACAGAUUCGUGUUUUGCAGAGUCAGGUGUCCCAGGCUGAAGUGGAGAAAGAUAAGAUGGUGGCUCGAGUUCGUGAGCUUGAGGUCAAAGUAUGGAGAUGUUUGCUGCGGGCUUUGAUCGGUGUAUUAGUCAAGUCUCUAUUUUUUUCUCCGAAUUUCGACGUUUCAAGGUUAGAUGUGACCAAGAUAGUGGUCGGAGGGAAGUUUGUUAAUGAUGAUCCCGAUGAAGCUGAGGGAGAGAAUGUUGCUGAAGCUAGAAAGUAGUAUUUUAUCUGAAUGGUUUAUAUAGUUGUGUACUUAUUGUAGUGACCUUGGGAGUUUGUAGGUUUAACCCCUGACUUGAUCUGUUUUGUUUUGCUAGUGUUUUUG
Arachis ipaensis is the source of this 982-nucleotide messenger RNA. RefSeq lists its product as uncharacterized. NCBI's taxonomy places the organism in Eukaryota, Viridiplantae, Streptophyta, Magnoliopsida, Fabales, Fabaceae. The record is from RefSeq and is a predicted model, not a curated record.